Messenger RNA from Saccoglossus kowalevskii, 2227 nucleotides. RefSeq lists its product as uncharacterized. Lineage: Eukaryota; Metazoa; Hemichordata; Enteropneusta; Harrimaniidae. The record is from RefSeq and is a predicted model, not a curated record. Gene Ontology annotation, molecular function: Hsp90 protein binding.
GAAUUACAAAUGGAAAUUGCUAAUUGUAGUCAUAUUUGUGAUUGCUGGUGCCGGGUGUGCUGAGAUGUAUAGUCAAUUCUGGAAGAUGACAAGUGAUGCGUUGCUUAUGGCUGAUGAAAACUGGUUCAAAGCUGCAAAAGGAGGGUUUGGAGAUGCAUUGGGUAUGUCUGUUGAUGGACAAAGCCAAGCUGCAAGUCCAUCGCAGUAUCCAAGACCGGAAAGGCGGAGACCAGCAGACAUUGAUACAGAAUUAAAAAAAGGCGUUGUAAUAGAAGAAAUGGAAGAGGAGGAUGGAGCAGAGACAGAUGUUAAAAUGGAAGAUGUUGGUGAAGAUUUGGGAGAAGAUAUUGAAUCAAAGAAAGACAAAUAGUUUGAACUGUAAAUAAUACUUCAAUGUGCAAUCAAGGUUGUGUGAAUGCUGCCCUCUUCAGGUAGCAAUCAACUGUAAAUCUACCAUUUGUUUUUAUGAUUUCAAGCACCAAUGAAGUUACUAGUCUAUUGUUCCUGAGAAAAUAAAAUUUUGUAUUCAGAUUUUACCCAAAGUAAUUAAUUACAAUAGCAAAUCAAUCAUUGCAAUUAUUUUUGUAGUGUUUUUAAAACGUGUUUUUAGUGCUGAAAGUUUCAAAUAGAUGAUUCCUUCAAUUUUGUGCCAAUAAUUUUCUUUCAAAUUAUAAACGUUCAGUAAAUAUUAUAAUUUAUUAAUGAAACUGCAAUUUUCGUAAACAUCAUUCUUGUAGAACGUUUCCCAACCUGAAUAUUCACAUUUGUGUAGACGCCAUAUUAGGAAAUUAAAUUACCAUACAAAGUACCUGAACACCUGGCUAGAACACACUGACCAAUUAGACAAAUCUUUGUCAUAAUGUGUCUCACUUUAACCUUUUGACCAGCACAAUCAACUCUCUUUACUAUUCAGAUACUAAACUUGUAUUUUUCAAAAAUUCUGAUCAAGCAACGUAAAGAACGAUGAAUUAUAGAUUGUGAUUAUUACCCGCGUGUUUUGCUGUUUUACGAAUCAGCUCAACUUGUUUUUAUGCCAUCUUAUUCUUGAAGUAUUAAAGCGAGGGGAGUCAUCACCUGCGCAUGCGUCGGAUGGUCAUAGCGUGUCAUUGCUUACAAACAAACGUCUACCCAUGAGCCUUUGCAUUUUUAGUGUGUGUUGUCAUCGUUGCCUGGGACUCAAUUCUCGCGCAGGUGACGACCCUCCCGUUUUAAAACUCUUUAUUAUUUCCUUUCAGUACAAAAUCAGGAAAAGAAAUAUAUAACGUUACAAAAUUAGCCAAAAUGCUAUUUGUAUGUAUUGGAAUUGUGGGUGUCUGGAAAAUAUUUAUCUGAAAGCAUUAAAUUUGCAUAAUUUGAUGGCAUUCAUAGACAUGACAUUUUGUAAGUUAUUGUGUCUCCCGUGAUAGUCACUGAUACCCCAUAACCAUUGUCAUAGUCAACAACUCCCCAGGACCCUUAUGAUAAGCUAUGUGACUCGCUGUGAAUACACUUCUAUAUUUCAUCAUCUGCUAAUGUCGCAUUUUCCCCAGUCAUUGCCCAUCUGAGGAGACUUUCAGGAGAGGAUGUCACUAGUACAGUUGUUAAUAAUAUUUACAUGACACUCGAUUAAGCUUUUUCUUUUAAGCAAUUUUGCAAUGAAGUAGGUCUUGUUUAAGUCUAGAAAACAAGGCCACAUGUACGUGUGUAUGCAUGCGCAUGGAUUUUUGAUAUAAAUAAACUGUAGGUCCUUCAGGUUACAACCGACAGAAAUGGAGUCAAAUAUCAAAUGAAAAACAAUUCUUUGAUAACUAUCAGUAUUUUUUUUUUUCUUAAAAUAUUACUUUGUUUAGCCAACUUGCAAAUGAUGAGAAUGAUUUACAUUUUCAGAUUUACAUAUUAAGCAAAUAGAAAUGUGCUAAAUGUUCACUUUAAUAUUAAAAUAAUGUUUUUGUGAUGUUUACCUUUUCUGUGUGUGUUGUAAAGAGACAGAAUAAUGUAUUAUUUGUCUCAGCUAAUGCUGGCAAAGUGAUAUAAUUUUUUGUAGUCAAAUGUAAAUUGUUCCCAUGCAGUUGUGUCUAAAACAAUAUUUUGUUGAGAUUUAGUCAUCUUUGUGGGUAUUUUUAAACAAAAUAAUGUUCAUAAAAUCUUAGUACCAAGAUCAGGAAGAGCAGCUUAGUCACAAAGCGAUAGAUCAUAAAACCAAAUAUCCCAUCUUGUACUUUAUUUUUAGCAACAAUAAAAAAGUCAU